UCACUGAAAAGUUGCUAAUGUGAAUGCACCUCAAUUUUCAAGUGUUUCAAAUCUUUUUCAAACCUAUGAUUUGUCAUUUUAUACAUGCAAUGUUUACAGAACCUUUAGAUUCAGGAGGCCAAAGGUGAACAAAAUCCCAAUUUUGGGUCUUUAUUUAUGUACCGUAAACAAGCACACAUUGAAUGAUUCAAUGUAGGAAUGCUUAGUUUUUCGCUUUAAAACAGAUCAGAUGCUACUUUAUCAGUGAUUCCUUGGCACAACCCUCUUCAUGUACUCAUAACAGUUUCUCAAGUAUCAGACAGGAAGGAUAAUAUGUUCUCAUUCACUUUUCAAAUAUAUAAUAACAGUCAAAGAUUUAAAGCUCUUUGUGCUUGACUGCAAUGCUUGAAUGUGCCAUGCCGAUGUGCUUUUGUAAAGAAAAUACAAUACAAAUUUGAAUGAAUGAUCAGAUUGAGUGCCAAGCAAGUACGGGAUGACAUCAGGUGAAUGCUGCUGUGGUUAAAAAUAGAGAAGACAUAAUUUAACAAUAUUUAUUAACUGUUGAAUAUUUGCUUCAAGAGAUUGUCAGUAGUCAAGUGGUCUUAAGUUAGCAAUUGUUAGCUUUGUUACUAUUGUCUAAGUUAUUAACCUGUUAUUAAACUGUAUAAAAUGCAUAAUGUUGCUUCCAGUAUUGUUGAAUGUGUUGGCAUAAUGUGAGUCAAUGAAAUAAAUUGUCAGAAAAGCUCGCAUUGUUUGAAUUUCAAUAUUUUAAUUAAAAUAUUUGUAUAUAUUUAUUUUUCAUGUGUAACUUAACACUCCUCAUUGGCCCAAACUGCUUCUAGAAAGAGCUUGCAUAGAUAAAACUAAUGUGAAUACAUAGGAAAUAUUUGCAUCGUCUAACCAGCAAUGAAAGUGCUUACAGGAACAGUUUGCAGAAGAGCCAUAAAAAUGGUGAUAGGUAAAAUAUACCGAUCUGUUUACCCCAGUAAAGAGCCACAUAGCUUUCCGCGUUGCUUACUGGAACUGAAGAACAUAUUCUUCUUGACAUGGCAUAUAACCAAAUGCUUCAGCUUUUAUAUAUUAUUCACAUUUUGGGUAGCCAGAACUAGAAACUACCAGCAUGAUUCUACAACAUAUGGAUAACACCACAGUUUUGGAUAGUACUAACACGACUCCUCUGAACAAUGGCACCAUCCGUGUAGACCACAUUGAAGAGAUCAUCAGAUGGAUCUCAUUUGCUGUUGGGCUUCCUGGCAUCGGCUUUUCUAUCUACCUCAUGGGCAUGCAAGCAAAAACUGGCAAGGCUGCUCCCAUCUACCUAAUAAGCCUUCUCGCAUCCGAUAUCUUCAACAUCCUUGGGCGACCGAAAACAUCUGCAGAGGAUGCUCAGAAAACCAGUAUGCAGAGUACAGACAUAUCCUCCCUGAUAUUCUACUUUGGGAUCAUAUCUAACAUUGUGUUCAUGGUCUGUGUUGCUCAGGAGCGAUAUCUGUUGGUAACCUGUCCACGAUAUAAUGCCUUCUGCAUGAAAAUCAAACAGUCGAGCAUGAUUUCAUUGGCCGUGUGGGCAGCUCCAUUUGCAAUACUUUUCCUGGCGUACCAAGGAUAUAUCAUCUUAUUCUCCAUAGCUCUUCUUCUCCCACUGCCAUUCCUGGGGUUUUUCUUUUUGGAUUCUUUUAGAGCCUUGUGGUGUACAAGACGGCCAGCACCUGUGACUAACAGAAACAAGAUUCUGGGUAUGCAGGGGGUCAUCUUGUGUAAUUACAGCAUGCUUUACCUUCCCUUUAUCCUAAAUACUCUGCUCAAAGCAUUGGCUUUAAGCUCUUAUGUAUACUACUUGGGACUUGUAUCUGAUCUUCUUCUCUAUCUUGGUCCACUGGUGGACCCAUUCCUCUCAAUCUUCCUUACAAAUGGAAUUGGUGACAUUUUGAAGGCCUUUCCCUGCUGUGCGAGGACAAACACACAGGAGGAAACCAACUCUGUGAAUACAGACACUGUGGAAACAGUAUCUGGGUUCUUUACGCAGCUGUGAGAAAAUUUAAAUUGAACAAAUAAGAGUUAUUUUGAUUGUUAGCAUUUUACAGCUUUGUAAUAGUUCACCCAAAAAUGUCUUAAUUCAAAAUUCUGUCAUUGUUUACUCAUCCCUCACUAAACAUGAAUAAUUCUCUCUCUUUUUUGUUAGUUUGUUGUUUUGUUUUAAACUCUAUGGUGCGCUCAGUUUUUUUAGUUUCAGCUUCAUCAGAAUGGAACAAAACUUGGGGACUUUUAUGGCAUUUGGAAUGUGAACACACACAAAAAGGCAUAAUUUUAGCAAACUAAUUGAUCGUAAAAAAAAUUAAAAAUAGUCACACUUGUGUAAAAAAUGACCGACCAUAGGAAAUGAAUGGGAAAUUGACAAAAACUAAAAAAAUCUUAGAAAUGUUUGUACAAUCUAUAAAUCUGACACAAUGCAGAAAAAAGUACACAGCAAUGACAGGGUGAACCUCUAAAACAUAAAAAAGUGCAAAACCAACACAUCCACUCAGUGCCGUUUAUAGGCAUAGGUGAGCAAGACGGUCGCAUAGGGCCCCACUGGAUCCCCCAACAUCAUUGGGCUAGAGAACUGUCAAACUGAUGAUGCCUGUAUGCCAUUGGAUCAGGGCGUUGUCAAUUGCUGCCUGAUUGUUGCAUGCAAAGUUUGCAUUUGGAGCGCUCAUCAAGUUAGAUCAAUGGGCUCUGUCGGUCCUUUGGCAAGACAAGAGCUGCGUCCCAAAUGAUGCACUACACUUUGCAUUAUGGCACCGUAUUCAUGCACUAUGUACGCAACCAUGUAUAGUAUGAAUUAUAUAAGGUUAUUUUGUCAUUCAUAAUCUGAGUCUGAUAGCCCCUCCCCCUUCGGUACGUAAUUAUAAUUAUAUGAAGUGUUUCCACUUUUGU
This is a messenger RNA of Carassius carassius (crucian carp), 2895 nucleotides long. RefSeq lists its product as uncharacterized. Gene Ontology annotation, cellular component: membrane. The coding region runs from base 1100 to 2011 and encodes 303 amino acids. Lineage: Eukaryota; Metazoa; Chordata; Actinopteri; Cypriniformes; Cyprinidae. Gene Ontology annotation, molecular function: G protein-coupled receptor activity. The transcript has a single exon. The record is from RefSeq and is a predicted model, not a curated record. Gene Ontology annotation, biological process: phospholipase C-activating G protein-coupled receptor signaling pathway; positive regulation of Rho protein signal transduction.